AUGCCCCCCUGCGCCCCCGCCCUGGGCUGGGGGGUGGCCCUGGGGGUGGCCGUGGGCGCCGUGGGGUGGGCGCUGCUGGUGGCCUCCCUGCCCCACGGCGCCUGGGGGGUGGCGGGGGGCCAGGCCACCGCGGUGGCCGCUGUCACCGUCACCCGCGGGCUCUGGAGCGACUGCGCCACCGAUGCCACCGGGGUGACGUCCUGCGUGCCCCUCGUGUCCCUGCUCACCCUGCCCGGUCUGGGGGCGCUGGGGGCGGCCGCUUGGUUUGGGGCCGCAGUCAGCCAGGAGUUCUUCGACCCCCAGCACGCGGGCGUCAGGUACGAGCCGGGCCCGGGGCUGUUCCUGGCCGCGGGGGGGGCGGUGCUGGCCGGGGCGGGGGGGGCCGUGCUCGUCGCCUCGUCGCGAGGACCCCCCCGGCACAGGACCCCCAGCCACCCCCUCGGGGGCCCCCCCCGGCCCCGGGGCGCCUCUGCCGCCAGCCUGGGGGACAAAUACGGGCGCAACGCCUAUGUGUGA
Cygnus atratus (black swan) is the source of this 516-nucleotide messenger RNA. RefSeq names its product claudin-15-like. The coding region runs from base 1 to 516 and encodes 171 amino acids. Gene Ontology annotation, cellular component: plasma membrane; bicellular tight junction. Gene Ontology annotation, biological process: cell adhesion; bicellular tight junction assembly. The transcript is spliced from 4 exons. The record is from RefSeq and is a predicted model, not a curated record. NCBI's taxonomy places the organism in Eukaryota, Metazoa, Chordata, Aves, Anseriformes, Anatidae. Gene Ontology annotation, molecular function: structural molecule activity.